Messenger RNA from Heterobasidion irregulare TC 32-1, 2190 nucleotides. RefSeq lists its product as uncharacterized. Bases 1 to 2190 code for a protein of 729 amino acids. NCBI's taxonomy places the organism in Eukaryota, Fungi, Basidiomycota, Agaricomycetes, Russulales, Bondarzewiaceae. The record is from RefSeq and is a predicted model, not a curated record. The transcript is spliced from 9 exons.
AUGCCCCCGCACCCCGACCCCAGGCGGCUCUCCGCCGUGGGCAUGCCCGCGGGCACGUCCGCAGGCGCGAGGCGCGCCGCGCACUCGAGCGCGGACCACGCGGCCCCGCGCUGGCCCCCGCUCGCGCGCCCUGGCGCCGCGCGAAGGCGCGCCCACCGCCUGUCGCGCGACAUGCACAAGCGCACCUUCUUCGGCGUGGGCGAGAUCGUCCGCGUCGUCACCAACCCCGCAGAGACCCUGCGCUCGCUCACCGAGUCCCGCCGCAUGCUCGAAGACGCGCGGCGCGAGAUUGAGGAAAACAGGGAGCGCGCGCAGCUCCGCCCAUCGCACACGUUCUCGUGCCUCCCGGGCUUCUUCCCGCGCCCCGCCGAGCUGCAAGCCGUCGGCCGCACGCUCGAAGAGGAACCGUGCUUCACCGUGCUCUUCGGCGCGAGCUCCGUCGGGAAGACGGCGCUCCUGCGCCAGCUGCUCAGCGCGGACAAGUACCACGUGCUGCACUUCGACCUGCGCAUCGCGGGCUUUGCGGACCUCGACAGCCUCUACAUGAGCCUCAGCCAGCAGAUGGAGCAGUUCUUCGCGGCCAUCGCGCGCGUGCGCUGCUUUGAGGACUUUGAGAAGGAGGCGUGGGGCUUCAAGCACGAUCGGCUCCACGUCGAGCGGCGGAUCGCAGAGUCGUCCACCGGCGCGGGGCAGAUCCGCACGAGCGAUAUCGCCCGGCUCAUGGAGCUCUUCCAGAGCUCUCUCCUGAAAUACCGCGAAUUCGAACCCGGCGCGCCCUCGGACGACGCCAGGUCCGCCGCGUCGAGCAACCGCAACAGCGCCGCCGGCGGGGAGCCCGCCGUGGCGCGCCCCAUCUCGCAGCAGGGCAAGGCGGGCAGGUUCAAGUGGUUCCGCCGGGGCGCCGCCAACGCCGCCGCCGCCACAGCCGAGCAGAAGCCCCGGCGCGAGGGCAGGAGCGGGAGCGCGGCGGAGGAGCGCCCGGCGAAGAAGAUGCCGGUGUUUUUCUUGGACGAGGCGCAUAAGCUGCCGGGGCUGAUACAGUCUAUCGACGCGAUGAAGUCUCUCCUCGAUUCGAUGCUCGUGCUCACGAAACAGGAUCGGUUGUGUCAUGUUAUUCAUUCUACGAGCGAUCCCUUCUACCAGACGUGGCUGCGGCAGCUCAACGUCAUGCAGCACUGCAAAAUCAUCACCAUAGGCGACUGCUCGAAGGUGGAGACACAAAGCUUCUUCAGGGAGCGGCUCGUCCCGCGGAUCCCGCCCGAGUAUCGGCCGCUGGUGGAUUUCGAGCGGCUGUAUGAGGUGUUUGGGGGGCGGUUGGUCCACUGGCAGGAUUAUAUCACGGACUUUGUCAAUUCCAACGGGCAGCUCGAAGUGCACGACAGCUCGCACUUCAUCCAGGCACACGCGCUCUUGAACCUGCACAUCAUCCACUCCGCGCAGGCACCCGAGCACCCAGACCCGAACAAGCCCCCGACCGCGCCCCCCGAGCCCGGCGCCCCCAACGGGUCUGCGAACCCCGCCCCAGGCGGCGGCGGCGGCGGCGGCGCGCGCGGCUUCUCGAUCUACUCCCCGCUCACGGGCCCGCCGCGCAACCCGCACGCGCUCGCGCACGCAUCGGGCGCGCCCGCGGAGCCGGGCUACACGUCGGACUUCACCGCGCUGCAGCUGCUGCGCGUCAUGAGCCGGCUCACGCAGCCCGGCGUGCGCGCGCUGUCGUAUUUCAUGCUGUGCCGGGAGUUCGGGGUGCGCGCGGUGGACGGCAUGGUCAAGGGCCGUAUUUUGGACUUGCGGUGGAUGGACCCCGUGACGCGGGAGGGCGGGGAGUCCGCGCGCGAUUACCGCCCGGGCGCGAUGGGCGCGUCGUAUGUCGGCGGGGGUGUAGGCGGAGGUACCGCGCCGCCGCCCGGGGCGCGGGAGCGGCCGCGGAGCCUCGGGGUGCACCUGGGGGCGUCGAGCAGCGGGACGGCGAUCGUGGCGGAGUCGGUCGAGGAGGACAUGGUGGCGAUCUCGGAGCGGGAGGCGGCGCUGCGCGGGGAGCUGUUCGACGACGGCGUGGACGAGAUCUUCGGGCCCAAGGUGGUGCCCGCGACGCCGAUCAUGCGGUUUGCGAUGCGCGAGGUCGUGGCGGAGUAUCAGGAUACGGGGUCCGUGUCGGAGUACGCGUCGUUGGCGGAUAUGGACGAGUAUUGA